UUUUCUGAUAAAGCCGGGGGUUAGUCGGUUACUCGUUUUGAAAAUAGAUGUUUUUUUACUCCACCAAUGAUCAAUGGUGGACCACCACGCUUUAUGAAGUUUUAUUUAUUAUCAAAUUAAUUUAUUAUAGUCCCGUACUCUGUACUAACACUUGGUAUUAUUAAUAACGAACAGUUUUUUAAAUAUCUCUAUAAAAAAGAAUAGUUAUGGAAACUAAAAAAGAAAUUAAGGGUGAGUUUCUAGAAUGUGAGAAAAAAUUGGUGAUUUUACUAUCCACAGAAAUAGAUCUUGGAGAAUUGAAGGAUGAAGAUAAUUCAAUGGAGACAAGUUUGCCUCAGAACAAGAACAGGAUGGAAAUUACGAAAAUACUUCUUGAACAUUCCUGUCAUCAAACACGUCAGAUAAGCCUUUUAAAUAGAUGUGCGAAAGCUAAAACUGGAGAAAAUUUUUACGAAUGUGAAAUUUGUUUUAAGCAAUUUACUCAAUCGGAUAAUUUGAAACGCCAUAGGAGAAUCCACACUGGAGAAAAACCGUAUAAGUGUGAAAUUUGCUAUAAGAGCUUUUCUCGACGCGAUGACUUGAAAAGACAUUUGAUGACACACACCGGAGAAAAACCUCACAAGUGUGAAACGUGUUUUAAGAAAUUUACUCGAGCAAGUCAUUUGAAAACUCAUGAGAGAACACAUCCAGGAGAAAAACUGUAUAAGUGUGAAAUUUGUCUUAAGCACUUUACUCAAGCAGAUUAUUUGAAAAUUCAUAAAAGAAAACACACAGAAAAAGAGACUUACAAGUGCGAAAUUUGUUUUAAGCAAUUAACUGAAGCAGGUGGUUUAAGAAAACAUUUAAGAAUACAUACUGGGGAGAAACCGUAUAAAUGUGAAAUUUGCUCUAAGCAUUUUGCUCAAGCAAGUCAUUUGAAAAUUCAUAAGAGAACACACACAGGACAAAAAGGAGGAAAACGGUAUAAGUGUGAAAUUUGUUUUAUGCACUUUACUGAAAGCAGAUAUUUAAGAAGACAUUUAAGAAUACACACUGGAGAAAAGCCUUACAAGUGUGAAAUUUGUUUUACGCAAUUUACUCAAUCGGGUAAUUUGAAACGCCAUAGGAGAAUCCACACCGGGGAAAAGCAGUAUAAAUGUCAAAUUUGUCUUAAGUCACUGAAAAUUCAUAAAAAAACACACACAGAAGAAAAGACUUACAAGUGUGAAAUUUGUUUUAAGCAUUUUAGUCGAGAUGAACAUUUAAAAAACCAUCGAAUGGUACACACUGGUGAAAAGCCUUACAAGUGUGAAAUUUGUUUUAAGCAAUUUACUGAAGCAGGGAGUUUAAAAAAACAUUUAAGAAUACACACAGGAGAAAAACCAUAUAAGUGUGAAAUUUGUUUUAAACAAUUUACGGAAUCGAGUAAUUUGAAACGCCAUAGGAGAAUCCACACUGGGGAAAAGCAGUAUAAAUGUCAAAUUUGUCUUAAGCACUUUACUCAAGCAGAUUAUUUGAAAAUUCAUAAAAGAAAACACACAGAAAAAGAGACUUACAAGUGCGAAAUUUGUUUUAAGCAAUUAACUGAAGCAGGUGGUUUAAGAAAACAUUUAAGAAUACAUACUGGGGAGAAACCGUAUAAAUGUGAAAUUUGCUCUAAGCAUUUUGCUCAAGCAAGUCAUUUGAAAAUUCAUAAGAGAACACACACAGGACAAAAAGGAGGAAAACGGUAUAAGUGUGAAAUUUGUUUUAUGCACUUUACUGAAAGCAGAUAUUUAAGAAGACAUUUAAGAAUACACACUGGAGAAAAGCCUUACAAGUGUGAAAUUUGUUUUACGCAAUUUACUCAAUCGGGUAAUUUGAAACGCCAUAGGAGAAUCCACACUGGGGAAAAGCAGUAUAAAUGUCAAAUUUGUCUUAAGCACUUUACUCAAGCAGAUUAUUUGAAAAUUCAUAAAAAAACACACACAUAAGAAGAGACUUACAAGUGUGAAAUUUGUUUUAAGCAUUUUAGUCAAAAUGAAGAUUUAAAAAACCAUUUACUGGUACACACAGAAGAAAAGACUUUCAACUGUGAAAUUUGUUUUAAGCAUUUUAGUCAAAAUGAAGAUUUAAAAAACCAUUUACUGGUACACACAGAAGAAAAGACUUUCAACUGUGAAAUUUGUUUUAAGCAGUUUACUGAAUUGAGUAAUUUGAAACGCCAUAGGAGAAUCCACACUGGAGAAAGGCCGUAUAAAUGUGAAAUUUGUCUUAAGUACUUUACUCGGGCAGAUAAUUUGAAAAUUCAUAAGAAAACACACUGAGAAAAAACCUCACAAGUGUGAACUUUGCUCUAAGCGCUUUUCUCAAAAAUCACAUUUGAUAACACCCUUACUGGCACACCGCACACAAUUAAUUAAAAUGUUUCAAUUGUGAAUUAUUUGAAGCAAUUUACUGUGGUAGAUGGUUUUCGAAUGAGAGACACUGGAGAAAAGUUUUGCAUUGUGAAAAGUUUUAUUAAUAGUAUAUGAGAGAUGUCAAAAAAUAUGAAUUUUUGUCAAGAGUAAAGUAUCUUUAUAUAUUUCACAAGAUUGAAAAUUGUUAUUAUGAAAAUUUAUUUGGACUUAAAAUAAUGUUCUACUGUGCAACUACAUUCUUCUAAUUAAAAAAAAAUUGAAAAUUUCUCAAAUUAUCUCACAUUAAUUUUCUCGAUAUUAUUAGUUUUACGAAAAAAAAGUUAUUCUUUAUAAAAAGUUUUGCAUGGUCUAGAAACUAAGAUACAACCAUAAUUUAUCAAAUUUUAUUAAUUGUAUACAAGGUUUGUCAAAAAAUAUAAAUUUUGUUCAAGAGUAAAAUACCUUUAUAGUUCACAAUAUUUCAAUUAAAAAGAUGUAGGGGAAGGGAGGGCAAGAUGGAAGGCUUAACUUUAUGAUGUGUAAAAAAAUAAAACAACGUAAUACAAAACUUUCAUUUUAAUCAUUCUUGAAAGAGAUCUUAUACAGUUACAAAAGUCAGCCAUUAAAUGUUAUUAAUAAUAAGUAGAAUUUUUUUUAUGAGUAAUUAAAAAAUAAUGUCAAAAAUUCCAUCUUGCCCUUACCCUGAGGGCAGGAUGGAAAGCUUGUUCGGGCAAGAUGGAAUGUAGAGGAAAGCACUACAUUUUACAGUUUACACACAUAAAACUGCCAUCUUCUGUGUCGGUACACAAUUCAUGUGCCCAACCAUUACAUACAGGACAUUGUACCCAGUCCUCUGUGGGUUGUGCCACAUAACGUUCACCACGUACACACAACACAUAAUUUUGUGAAGACUGUUCUAAAUGUUGUACAAUAUUUUUAACUUUUUCUGUUUUUGUCCCUUUUUCUUUACCUUUUCUUUUAUUCUCGCAGGUUCCUAUUUCCUUGCUGUUAUUUUUGCCUAACUAUUAUCUUCCAACUUGCCCUAAGUUGCAAUUUUCCAUCUUGCCCAUUUGCCCCUUUCCAAUAAAAAUAUCAAUAUUUUAAAAAUGCUUUAUUAUUUCUCUUAUUUAAAUAUAAAUUCAGAUAACCUGUACCUAGUAGAUACUUUGUAUAAAUGCAUAAUAAUAAUAUUAUACACCUUGUUUAAAUAAUCGGAUCACAAAAAUUCAAUAAUUGCGUAAUAUUUAACUGCAAAAAUAAGAAGGAAGCGUGUACACUCAUUAGCUGACCUGAACUGAUUGAGCCAUCGUUUGUAAAUGGAAGAGGUUCGCCUGCAUCUGUGUGAGUGUGGAUCCGGGCGCUUUAUUGCGCAGUUCGGGUUUUAUAGGUAAUUUCCAUCUUGCCCUAUCCUUCCAUCUUACCCUCCUUUCCCCUAAUUGUAUACUCAUACAUGUUUUUGAAUUCUGAAUAACUUUUUAUAAUAACAUUUGUCAGUUUACUGAAUUGAGUAAUUUGAAACGCCAUAGGAGAAUCCACACUGGAGAAAGGCCGUAUAAAUGUGAAAUUUGUCUUAAGUACUUUACUCGGGCAGAUAAUUUGAAAAUUCAUAAGAAAACACACUGAGAAAAAACCUCACAAGUGUGAACUUUGCUCUAAGCGCUUUUCUCAAAAAUCACAUUUGAUAACACCCUUACUGGCACACCGCACACAAUUAAUUAAAAUGUUUCAAUUGUGAAUUAUUUGAAGCAAUUUACUGUGGUAGAUGGUUUUCGAAUGAGAGACACUGGAGAAAAGUUUUGCAUUGUGAAAUAAUAUACAAAAUGUAAAAAAAUUGAAAUUUUCUAAUUUUUUUUAUAUUAAUUAUAAUACAUUAUGUGCUAUUGUACUUGUAAUACAUUUGUCUUAUCUUU
Molecule: messenger RNA, 4267 nt
Organism: Diabrotica virgifera virgifera (western corn rootworm)
Lineage: Eukaryota; Metazoa; Arthropoda; Insecta; Coleoptera; Chrysomelidae
Product: zinc finger protein 43-like
Exons: 2
Coding region: 207-1952 (581 amino acids)
Source: RefSeq, a predicted model, not a curated record